Clupea harengus (Atlantic herring) is the source of this 2094-nucleotide messenger RNA. RefSeq names its product amino acid transporter heavy chain SLC3A2-like. The record is from RefSeq and is a predicted model, not a curated record. NCBI's taxonomy places the organism in Eukaryota, Metazoa, Chordata, Actinopteri, Clupeiformes, Clupeidae. Gene Ontology annotation, cellular component: apical plasma membrane; basolateral plasma membrane. Gene Ontology annotation, molecular function: L-alanine transmembrane transporter activity; L-leucine transmembrane transporter activity; aromatic amino acid transmembrane transporter activity. Gene Ontology annotation, biological process: carbohydrate metabolic process; phenylalanine transport; L-alanine import across plasma membrane.
UUUAUAAAUUGGAUAGUUGCGGGGUCGGGUUGUUUCACCUUGAGCUUGCAGAGGACUGACGCCCUGGUAGCGGGUAUAACGUCGUCACCACGGAAACCUAUCUUCAAUUUAUCCGUUUAUAAAAAGCCUUUUCGCCAUGAGUAAAGACGUUGAGAUGAAGGAAGUGGAGCUCAACGAGUUGGAAGAGAAACAACCGAUGACCGGAGAUGGUUCAGCCGAGAAAAACGGUUCCGUUAAAGUGAAGGUCCCAGAGUCCUCAGAAGUGAAAUUCACCGGUCUGUCAAAAGAUGAACUUAUGCGAGUAGCAGGUACUGCAGGAUGGAUUCGAACUCGCUGGCUCUUGCUGGUUCUGUUCUGGCUCGGCUGGUUGGGCAUGUUGGCCGGGGCUAUCGUGAUCAUUAUCCAGGCCCCACGUUGCAAGCCUCUGCCCGAGAUGAACUGGUGGAAUGAGGGCCCUCUGUACCAGAUUAGAGAUGUAGAAGCCUUCGCAGGAGACAAGGGCCUGGCAGGCGUGGAGGAGAAGCUGGACAGCCUGAAUCAGUUGAAGGUCAAGGGCUUAAUCUUGGGUCCUUUCCACACCGUUCAGGUCAACGAGCCAGCUACACUGGACCUGAACACCAUUGACCCUAGCAUUGGCACCCUGGAGCAGCUGGAGAGUCUCUUGGAUCGCGCUCACAAGAAGGGUAUAUCCAUCAUUUUGGAUCUGACCCCUAACUAUGAAAGCAGCCUCAAUGAGUGGUUCAGUGGAUUUACCGAAGUGGCUGACAAACUCAAGGCCGCUGCGGAAUACUGGACAGGCAAAGGCCUGGAUGGCAUCCUGCUGCAUUCACUGGAUCGUGUGCACCCUGCUAACCCUGCCCAGUGGGAACCCCUGCAAGCUGCUUUUCAGGUGGAGAUGACAGAAGGGGCCAGGAAAAGAGCUCUGAUCGGUGUCGCCGACAGACUCCCGAUCGCCGAGACGGAAGAGCUGCUGAACACCACGGGCAUUCACCUGCUGCUGCCCUCGCUGGACCCCAGCGCCAGCGGCCAAUCCUGGGCCUCCGACAUCCAGUCGCUGUACUCCGGCAACCCCCAGACCAGCCUGGGCUGGUCCCUGAGCAGGGCCAACGUGGGCCACCUGGCCACCGCCGUCACGCCCAAGCAGCUGCGGCUGUACGAGAUCAUGCUGUUCACCCUGCCCGGCACGCCCGUCUUCAACUACGGCGACGAGAUCGGCCUGGAGGACCAGGGUUCCAUUGUUCCUAAUAUGGUGUGGGACUAUGAGGAGCCUGCGGAUGAAAACAACGCCACAGCAAAGGAAUUGAAAGCGGAGCUGAACUCUCGACGGGACUUGUUCAGGCAGCUGAGCGACCUGCGUGGCAAAGAGCGCUCUCUGGCCCACGGCGACUACGUGGCCCUGCACAACGGCACCUCGUCCCUGGCGUACGUGCGCCUCUGGGACCAGAGCGAGCGCUUCCUGACCGCGCUCAACUGGGGCUCCGCUGCCGUCACGCUCAAGCUGAGCCACGAGGACCUGCCCGCGCAAGCCCAGGUCCGCGUCACCACCGAGCCGGACCAGCACGCCCAGGAAGCCAUGGUGGAGCUGGACGGUCUGGAGCUUGGGCCAGGAGAGGCCCUACUGCUGUCCUAUCCCUUCUUAGGAUAGGGUACAGGAGAAAAACACACAUAGGCAAACACACAUAGAUGCAGGCUAGACAUGUGUGAAAGGCAUACAGGACUAGAAGAUUCUGGAAAAGUUAAAGAUAUCUACUGGUGGGAUCUUUUAUAAAUACAAGAGUGAGCAUCUACUGAAAAUUGUAGCCAUAUUUGUACUGGGCCUUUUAAAUGUCUGAAAUGUUUCCUGAGCGAAUGACAAAAAGAGCAUUUAUUGAAAGAGUUACAAAAGGUUAUAUUUUAAUAUCAAAAUGUAGUAAGUUUAACUACCGCUUUAAAAAAGUUUCAGCGAUUGAAGGGGAAAAUGUAGCGAUAUUAAUUUGCCAACUUUUUUACUGCCCUUGUACUUUCAACUUUACCUUGGUACAAAGUUAGCAGGAGAAAGGCCUGUGUCACCCAGUUAAACCAGAGGAAAUAAAAAAAACUCACUGGCACAAAUGA